AUGAACUACGUUGGACUAAAUAUCGGAAAGAGGCUGCUCAGCUCCAUCACCAAGUUCGAUACCAAGAAGUUCGUUCAGUCGCUCCAGACGAAAGGCAAGUUUACCGAGGAGCAAGCCGAGGCAGCGGUGAAUAUCGUGAACAAGGCGGUAAACGAUGGUAUUUCGUCGAUAGCGAAGAACUUGGUGACCAAGGAGACCUUGAAUUCGAUUGCGUACCAGCAAAAAGUUGAUUUUGCCAAGUUGAAGGGUGAGCUACAGACCAUGGAUAAGUCUGAGUUCACUAACCUUAAGAAGGAACAAGAACAGUUGCGUACGAACUUGACGAAUUUACAAAACAGACUUAAGGAGGAGAUUACAAAGAACUCGGCUGGCGUCAGGCUUGAUUUGAACUUGGAAAAGGGUAGAAUCAGAGAAGAGAGUUCUCUCCACGAGCUGAAGAUCGAGGAUACAUACACGAGGAUUGACGAGGAGAUUGCCAACAUGCAAAUGCAGAUUAAGUCUGUGAAAACUCAGGUCAUGCAGUGGUUGAUCGGUGUCAGUUCCGGUACCGCUGCUUUGAUGUUGGCGUUUGUGCGUUUCUUCGGUUAA
Molecule: messenger RNA, 588 nt
Organism: Candidozyma haemuli
Lineage: Eukaryota; Fungi; Ascomycota; Pichiomycetes; Serinales; Metschnikowiaceae
Exons: 1
Coding region: 1-588 (195 amino acids)
Cellular component (GO): mitochondrion
Source: RefSeq, a predicted model, not a curated record